GACUUUUCUCCUGCAAUCAUCAAUCAGGCACAAACAAUCCCAUCUCUCUCCAUCUUCUGUAUUCUUCGCAAUAACUCCCACACCCGGACAUGAGUUUAUCCGACCCACCAUAAUAGCAUCCACAAUUUCUCUGCAAAAUUCGGAAUUUCCUCCAGAUUCUGACUUUUCGUGCUGACCCAUCGAAGUUUCUCAUCCUGAUUCUCCGUCUUUUUGAAAAUCAGGGUUUCUUUUCGGCGGUGAUCGAAGAGUUUGAUCAUGCAAGGUGAAGUACAGUUGCAGCCACCGGAUUCGCAGAAGCUGAGUGACUCGGCUCCUUUGUUGGGCGAUUCGCCGUCGUCUUCUUCUUCUUCGUCGCCGGUUGCGUCUGGAUCGCCGGAAAAAAGCUCCGAUGAGAUCAACGAUGAAGAUUUGGAGUCUGGUGCUUCAGCUCCUUGUUGCCGGAUUUGUCUCGAAAGCGACUGCGAAUUCGAUGAUGAAUUGAUAUCACCAUGCAUGUGCAAAGGGACUCAACAGUUUGUCCACAGGUCAUGUCUCGAUCAUUGGCGAUCAGUUAAGGAAGGAUUCGCUUUCUCUCACUGCAGCACUUGUAAAGCUCAAUUCCAUCUCCGUGUUGAACCAUUUGAAGAUAACUCUUGGCGUAAAGCAAAAUUCAGACUUUUUGUCGCAAGAGACGUGCUAUUGGUUUUCUUCGCUGUCCAGACCGUUAUUGCUGUGAUGGCUGGCUUUGCAUACUUGAUGGACAAAGAUGGAGCCUUCCGCAACUCUUUCGAUGAUGACUGGGACCGUAUAUUAUCGAAACAUCCGAUACCCUUUUACUAUUGCAUUGGUGUGAUAUCCUUCUUUGUGCUGCUUGGAUUUUUCGGGCUGAUACUGCAUUGCUCUUCUCUAAAUGCCAACGACCCGAGGAUGGCGGGGUGCCAUAACUGCUGUUACGGAUGGGGUAUAUUGGAUUGUUUCCCGGCUUCGAUGGAAGCAUGUUUCGCCCUCGUUAUCGUAUUCGUCGUCAUAUUUGUCAUUCUCGGGUUAGCUUAUGGCUUUCUUGCUGCAACUAUGGCUAUCCAGAGGAUCUGGCAGAGACAUUACCACAUCCUCACCAAGAGAGAACUCACAAAGGAGUACAUUGUGGAGGAUCUUAACGGAUGUUACACGCCUCCGAAGCUCGAUGCAGAGCACGAGGCGCGGCUGAAAAUGCUGAAACUUCUUUGAUCAUAAAGGUUGAGAGAGAGAGAACUGUUGAAUCAUCGGACGAGCAGAAACGAAACGCCAAAUGCUUCGGACAGAGACGAAGUCACAUGUCUUGUUAUUUUACGACACAGUUAAGGACAUAGCCGCAUGAUGAAUAUACACAAUAUCUGCCUUUGAACUGCAUUUUGUAGUUAUGCCAUGUUGCUGUUGUUACUUAGCC
Molecule: messenger RNA, 1405 nt
Organism: Tarenaya hassleriana
Lineage: Eukaryota; Viridiplantae; Streptophyta; Magnoliopsida; Brassicales; Cleomaceae
Exons: 6
Coding region: 256-1206 (316 amino acids)
Molecular function (GO): zinc ion binding
Source: RefSeq, a predicted model, not a curated record